AUAAUCUCGCGUCCCCGCCCCACGGAGGGAGCACGUGGUUUGGGACUGUUGCAGGGUACCUUCUUCCUUUCCCGCCCCGCAUAGUUUCCCCUCCCCUCCAACGUCCCCCCUUUCUUCACGAUGGCCGCACCCGCAGAGCAACCCCCACACUCGGGAGGGGUGAAACGAAGAGGGAAGGCCCAGUACGUGCAGGCUAAAAGGGCCCGGCGCGGGGGUGGCGGCGGCGGCCCGAGGCAGCUCGAGCCGGGACUUCAGGGCAUCCUCAUUACCUGCAACAUGAACGAGCGCAAAUGCGUGGAGGAGGCCUACAGCCUUCUCAACGAGUACGGGGACGACCUGUACGGGCCUGAGAAGUUUGUAGACAAGGAUAAGCAACCAUCUGGAAGUGAGGAGGAAGAGGAAGAUGAUGCAGAAGCUGCCUUGAAGAAAGAAGUCAGUGAGAUUCAGGCCUCUACAGAAUUGAGGUUAAGACGAUUCCAGUCAUUGGAAAGUGGAGCAAAUAAUGUGGUCUUCAUUAGAACACUUGGCAUAGAACCUGAGAAACUUGUCCAUCAUAUCCUGAAGGAUAUGUACACAACCAAGAAGAAGAAAACACGGGUUAUUCUGCGCAUGUUGCCUAUAUCUGGCACAUGCAAAGCUUUCUUAGAAGAUAUGAAAAAAUAUGCUGAAACCUUUUUGGAACCUUGGUUUAAAGCACCAAAUAAAGGGACAUUCCAGAUUAUUUACAAAGCGCGAAAUAAUAGCCACAUGAGCAGAGAAGAAGUUAUUAAAGAACUAGCAGGCAUAGUGGGCUGCCUCAAUCCUGAAAAUAAGGUUGAUCUUAGUAAUCCCCAGUAUACCAUCGUGGUGGAAAUCAUUAAGGCUGUCUGCUGCCUGAGUGUUGUCAAAGAUUACACGUUGUUCAGAAAAUACAACCUUCAGGAAGUGGUCAAGAGUAACAGAGAGGGGUCUCAGCCAAACCCUGGCCAGGAUGCACAAGUAAGAAAUGGAAACAAGACAAAACUGGAGUUCAGAAACACUGAGAAGGAGAAUCUCAAAUCAAAUGAAAGUGACUCUGCAGAAGACAAAAAUAAUCCCCAGGUGGUAGUAGAGGGUAGCAAAGAGGUGGGGCCGCUUUCUGAGACCCAGAUAGAAGGUGAGAAAGGGGCCAAAUCUGAAAAUGGAAGCCAAGUUAUAGAAGGUUCUAAAUCGACUGAAAGCGACCUGGCCUUGGAGAAAAAUUAGUCAGUUGAGGCAGGAAGUAGUAAGAGAAGAGGCUUAUUCCAAAGAUGGGCACAAAAUAAGCAACCAAGUUGAGAAUGUUAAUGCAUAAUGAAACUUGCCCGGGAGGCAAGUUUAAUCUAAAGUUUUUCAAAGUUAUGGAAGUAUGAGAAAUAUGUACAACACCAUAUUUCACCAGCAGCUCCAUUGGUUGAUUCAUUAGUGGACAGAAUAGUGUGGUUAUCCCCCCCACAGGGAGUGAUUAAUUGGUUAAAUUGCUUAUUUACUCCCAAAAGAAUUUUUUCAUCAUCUAGACUGGAAAUAGCUUGGGGACAACAUCCAAAAAUUCCUAAAAGAGAAUAGGAUUUUAGUUUUUGGACCACUGUUUAAAGACUGGAAGGUUAAACAUGUUAGAACUUUUCAUACAUGAGCAAGGUUUAACUUAGAAGUUGUUAGAUUGUUAGAAUGUCCACUUUUUUCAGGAUUUGUGUGGAAUAACUUGAAGGAAAGAUUUAUGCACAUUAUUAGCAGCAUCACCUAGGGAAAUAGGGGGGAAAAUGCUUUUUAUAUAGAGUUCCGGCUGAUGCCCAGUGUCAAGGAACAAGGUACUUUAAUGGCAUAGAAGCACGAGACUCAGGAUCCCAUGGAAUUGAAAGACAUCUAAAUGUUUAAAGACAGCCCCAUUCAUCUAGAAUGUACUUUGUCUCUUAUAUGUUGCCAUAAAGUUGGGUCCCCUUGACAUCUGACAUGUUAAUUUUGAGAGCUCUUC
Dromiciops gliroides (monito del monte) is the source of this 1969-nucleotide messenger RNA. RefSeq names its product THUMP domain containing 1 (gene THUMPD1). The transcript is spliced from 4 exons. Gene Ontology annotation, molecular function: RNA binding. Lineage: Eukaryota; Metazoa; Chordata; Mammalia; Microbiotheria; Microbiotheriidae. Gene Ontology annotation, biological process: tRNA modification. The record is from RefSeq and is a predicted model, not a curated record. Bases 121 to 1224 code for a protein of 367 amino acids.